Bubalus bubalis (water buffalo) is the source of this 2821-nucleotide messenger RNA. Its product is annotated as germ cell-less protein-like 1. The record is from RefSeq and is a predicted model, not a curated record. Gene Ontology annotation, biological process: germ cell development. The coding region runs from base 887 to 2392 and encodes 501 amino acids. Gene Ontology annotation, cellular component: nucleus. Gene Ontology annotation, molecular function: protein binding. Lineage: Eukaryota; Metazoa; Chordata; Mammalia; Artiodactyla; Bovidae. The transcript has a single exon.
UCAUGGAAUUUUUCAGGCAUGAAUACUGGAGUGGGUUGUCGUUUCCUCCUCGAGGAAGUCUUCCCAACCCAUGCCUCAUGCAUCUCCUGCAUUGGCAGGUGGAUUGUUUACCACUGGGAAUGUUUGGGAAGCCCCAAACAUUCUACUUAGGCAAGCUCAAAUGACCUGAGAGACUUACCAUUUUCAAAGUUUUUUCCCUUGUAUUGUACUUUCCUUGUCAUUGAAAGGUCCAGACUCUCUCUACACUGUAUAAUCUGUGUAGCAUGUAACACUUGUCAGUAUUUAAUAUUAUUAAUUUCCUCAAAAAUCAAAAUCCAUCUCAUUCCCUCCUCAUUUCUUUCACUGUUUAAGUUUGUUACAUGCUUAGCUGGUGUCUAAAAUAGAGACAAAAGCAAAGACUGGGCAAACAUUGCCACUUUUAUCACAGAAAAUGUUUUCACAGCCACAAAUGAUGGGAUACCCUAAGAAAAUAAUUACAGAAAUUAAGGUGCAUAGAGCACAGAGCUGGAACCAAGAUGUAAUUAUCCAAAAAAAGGAGUGAUCACUAAGUAUUUCAAAUGGGGAAGAGGAAAUUAUGUUCUUAAAAUUCAUGGGGAAAAUUCAUACACAAAGUCCUCUGUUCCACCAUUAUCCUAUGAAGGGAGCCCCAGAGAAAUCAUCCCUGGAGGGAAAGAUACACAGAGUGGAAUUCCUGGUACAGAGUGCACUUCUCCUGUGAUGGGGAGUGGGAGGGGUCGGGGAAAGCCUCGUGGGCGUGGCUUUGCGUGGCGUCCAAGAUGACGUCACAAACAUCAACCGUAUCCCACGACACCAUGGGCUGAGCUAGUGCCAAUGGCAGCUGCGUCUGGUGAGGAAGCUUGCCCUCUAUACCCCUGAGGUAAAAGCCAUGGGAGCAGUAGAGAGUUGGAUGCCCUCGAACAGAGUGGGGCAUGCCCCAGAGGAGCCAGGUGCUCCUGAGGGGGAGGAGGAGGCCGAAGAGGUAGCAGGGGCAGUGAUAGAGGAAGGGGAGGAGAGUGAAAAUGCCAGACCCACCACUAGUCAAGGGCGCCACAAGCCGAAGACAGGCCCAGAAGGGCAGCUCACAAAAGCGACCCACAGGAAGCGAGCAAAAGACAGAUUCGAGUCCAUUUAUAAGACACUUUUUCUGAGAGGAGAAGGGAGUGACGUGCAGAUCCGUGCCCUGGGGGAGGAGUGGAACUUGCACAAGGUCUACUUGUGCCAGUCAGGAUACUUUGCUAGCAUGUUCAGUGGUGCGUGGCGUGAGACAACCAUGGAUAUUGUAGAGUUGCAGAUGCCUGACGAGAACAUUGAUUGUGAGGCACUGCACGAGGCUUUAGGUUCCCUGUACCGAAACUCUGUGCUCAUCCCACCCGGUCGAGUGGUCCCCAUGCUGGCCACAGCCAGCAUGCUGCAGCUGGACAAGCUGAUUCAGCAGUGCGGGGAGGUAAUGAAGGAGACGGUCAGUGAUCAGACCGUGUGCAGCUACUACUGCUCUGCUGAGAGCUACGGACUCCAGAACAUCAGGGCCAUGUGUCUUCAGUGGCUGCUGGACAAUCUAAUGACCCAGCAUAGUGAGGAGUUAUUGAGAGAAAUUAGCCUGGAUCUCAUGAAAGAGGUCAUUGCCUCUUCAGAGCUCAUCGUGAUGGAGGUAGAGAUGGAUGUGUACACGACGCUGAAAAAGUGGAUGUUCCUGCAGCUGCAGCCGACAUGGAGAGGCCCCCGCAGAGACCUACUGCCUGACGCCGACUCGUGGUUUGCCAGGUCCAGGCAGGAGUCAGAGGGCACCGCUUUCCUGGAGACCGAGCAGGGCAGAGCCUUCGUGCCAGCGUUCCAGCAGCUGCGGCUUGCCUACAUAAUCUGCGACCUGCCGUCAGCACGCAUCAUCGACCAGGAUGCACUGAUCCCUGCCACGUGGCUGGCCCCAGUGUACAAAGAGCAGUGGCUUGCCCUCCUCCGGGCUGAGCAGACCAGAGACCUCGGGCCCGUGGAUGUCUUCGUGUCCGACCUCCAGAGGACCAGCAUGCGGUGCGGGGGCCGGCUCCUCAGGGAUGCGCAGCGCACCUGGCGGUGGGCAGGCUUCAACUUCGGCUGGGACUUGGUGGUGUGCUAUGCCAACCGGCGCAUCAUUUUCAAGCACAGCGCGCUGAAGAAAUCUUGCGGUCUCGGGGUCAGCUUACUCUGGCAGAGAAAGGUCGCGUUCCGCUUGCGCCUGGCCUCCUUGGACAGGGCUGGAAGAGCCAUUUUCCGGAAGGAGACAGAAUUCCAAGUGCUUUCCCUGGGAAAGGAUGAAGAGCUAGAGGUGGUGAAUCUGGAGAACGAAGAUGUGGUUUUCCCCAUAUAUGUGACCUGUAAUUUCCUGUACCUCCCCAGAGAGGGGCGUUUUCCUCAGUGAGGACUCCUGAAAACAAAAUCUCAGAGAGGUGAGCAGCUCUUUCCCUGGGGUCAGGGACGACCAGCUUUGUCCAGAUGCCAGCUCCUUCUGCGGGACCAACCGGACUUGCCCACCUCUGGUGGCCCAACUCUGUCAGAGUCUUUGUUGAACUGUAGCUCAUAAUACUUGAGGUUGUUUACCUGAGCCUAUGAAGAGGAGAAAUUUUAAAGCCCUGCUCCCCCAACACCUUUAGAACUUAUUUGUGCUGUUAAAGUGGCAACCUGUCCUCCUGGUUUACCAUCCAUCAAUGCCCCCUCCCAUCAUUUCUGCCAAGUCAAAGACCAGUUGACUUGAGAGAGCAACCUGUGAACCUACCUACUCUACCACUGUUAGGGAAACUCUUUUAAAAUAUGCAUUUCCUUUAGCUUGAUUAAAGGAACGUUAAAGAAA